Messenger RNA from Echinostoma caproni, 597 nucleotides. NCBI's taxonomy places the organism in Eukaryota, Metazoa, Platyhelminthes, Trematoda, Plagiorchiida, Echinostomatidae. The record is from the annotation of a GenBank genome assembly.
AUGGGUGCGUUGCAAUCUCUACUCGAUACCCCCUUGGAUGGAUUUCCCACAAAGACCGCGCGGAAUUCGGAACAAAGCUGUCAUGCAUGUGGAAUGCAAUUUGACCGUACACAUGAAGAUUCCGCCACGAAUCAUGAUCUCUUGACCCACUCACACUAUCUGGCAGAAUUAUGUGGUAUUUGGCUUGGCAGCCCACAUUCCAGUCAACGUGAAUCUACAAUGAGCAAGCAAAAAGAUCCAUCGUCACCGUUUAUCGCAUUCCCGUCCACCACGCUACCUAAACGUUCCGUAUCAUCAUCAUCGUCUAAACCAUCAAUAAUUGUUUCCACCCUAAUUAAACACACGGAUUUCACCAAGAAUGAACGUUCUGCUCUCAAGCACGGAUUCUUUUCCACAAUGGAUGUGAAUACGGCUGAACUAGCGGACUGCUCUGGUUUGGAGGGCUGUCAUAUCCGUGGCUGUUUGUAUGUUGAACAUGGGAGUCUGGUCUUUCAGGCUUUGGAUAGUUCGCAUCAGUUGCCUUCGGUGUUGACCAGUCGAAAGGAAGAAUCCUUUGACGUGUCGACCUCCCUCAUGUCAGAUAGUAAGUUACAAUAA